CCGCCCUCUCCCCCGGCCAUGCGCGCGCGGGAGCGGAGCCCGGAGCUGGCGGCUGAGGGAGGCGCGAAUCGAGCUGAGCUGAGAUUUUUUCCUGUCCUUCCCUAAAAAUGUCCAAGCAACAGCCUGCUCAGUUUACCAAUCCAGAAACUCCCGGCUAUGUUGGAUUUGCAAACCUUCCCAAUCAGGUUCACCGAAAGUCUGUGAAAAAGGGGUUUGAAUUUACUCUUAUGGUGGUUGGUGAAUCUGGAUUAGGAAAAUCUACAUUAAUAAACAGCCUCUUCCUGACAGAUCUCUACCCAGAAAGGAUAAUCCCAGGAGCUGCUGAUAAGAUUGAACGCACUGUGCAGAUUGAAGCCUCAACAGUUGAAAUUGAAGAGAGGGGUGUGAAACUGCGCCUGACAGUUGUGGAUACUCCAGGAUAUGGAGAUGCCAUCAAUUGUCGAGACUGUUUUAAGACCAUAAUCUCUUACAUUGAUGAGCAGUUUGAGCGAUACCUGCAUGAUGAGAGUGGAUUGAACAGAAGGCAUAUCAUAGAUAAUCGAGUUCAUUGCUGUUUCUAUUUCAUUUCACCAUUUGGUCAUGGCCUUAAGCCUCUGGAUGUUGAGUUUAUGAAGGCCAUACACAACAAAGUAAAUAUUGUACCAGUGAUUGCAAAAGCUGAUACACUUUCUCUGAAAGAGCGAGAGAGACUAAAGAAAAGGAUUCUGGAUGAAAUAGAAGAGCAUGGCAUCAAGAUUUAUCACCUGCCUGAUGCUGAAUCAGAUGAGGAUGAAGAUUUUAAAGAGCAGACCAGACUCCUGAAGGCCAGCAUUCCAUUUUGUGUAGUGGGGUCCAAUCAGCUCAUUGAAGCAAAAGGUAAAAAAGUUAGAGGUCGUCUCUACCCUUGGGGUGUAGUUGAAGUGGAGAAUCCAGAGCAUAAUGACUUCCUGAAGCUGAGGACCAUGCUAAUCACCCAUAUGCAAGACCUUCAGGAGGUGACGCAGGAUCUUCACUAUGAGAACUUCCGCUCUGAGAGGCUCAAACGAGGCAACAGGAAAAUAGAAGAUGAAGAAGUAAAUAAAGACAAGAUUUUGCUUGAGAAGGAAGCAGAACUCCGUCGCAUGCAGGAGAUGAUUGCAAGAAUGCAGGCCCAGAUGCAGAUGCAGAUGCAAAGUGGAGAAGGUGACAGCACUGCAGUUCAUGGGCACCAUGUGUAAAGUCUUGGAUUAUUUUAUCCCCUGACUCGCAGGAGACCUUUUGGAGCUGGAUUGCAGUGGUGGAGGCAGAAAGGAUGCCUCCAUGUGGUCUGGAGCUUGCUGUAGAGUUUAAUGUGGGACUGUUUUGUGGUAACAUCUUGUGAGAUGUAUUUCAUAACAUGUAGUCAGUUGGUGUUUUUAUAUAUUAUACACAUUUGACUUUUGUUUUCUUUAGUCCUUCUUAUCUUUUAAAUUUCGUAUUAGGGAUACAAAAUAGUAAUUGAAAAUUUUCUAGCCUGAUAAGCAUUAGAUAAUAAUAUUUUUUUAAUAUACCUUAUUAGCUCACUGCUUUUAACUUUGUAUUCUAUUAAGAAAUAAAAAGCUGUCAGUGAUUCCUUGUUCAGUGCCAGUCACCUCAUUAAGGCUGCACCCCUGCAAGGUUAAUUUUAUAAAUAUAGCAGUGUUUACAUGUGUGUGGAGACCAGCAGCCCUUUCUGCUCACAGCAGAGGAUUUCCUUGGCCUCUGCAAAAUAUCAAAUGAAAAUUAAAGCAUGCCUUGUGUCUUAGUGAAAGAAAGAAGAGGAAAUGCCUCUGUGAGAGGCACGCUGUACAUGACAGGCAUUGUUUAUUUUGGAUUUAACCUUGGGGGUUAUUAUUUUCCUGAAUCUUUUACUCUAUUGCAGCUAAUUUUGAAUAGUUUCUUGUAGGCCAUCACAAAUUACUCCUGCUAUUUUCUGGCAUUAUUGUAGCCAAAUAAACUUGAAUAAGGCUGAUUUUAUUGAAUGAGGUAAACUCCAAAGAGUAGUUUUCUAUGCAUAGAUGUUUCCUAUAUUCAAAUUAUAAUAAAUUCUAUAAUUUCUAGUAAGUAUUUCCAUACUAUUUUUAGGGCAUUGAAAAGUGUUACAUGUAGUAAAUAUAUAUAUAUUGGUACACUUCUCUUUUUAAAAGUGACCUGUUCCUGACAGGAUCAAUGUGAACUGUGUUUUAAGUUCUUUCUCCAGAACAGAGUCAGCAGUAUUACUUCAGGAAUGACUCUGGUUUAUUUUAUUAGGACAAGGUCACUUUCUUAAUCCUGGUAGCAAAGGAGACUGUUUUUCGCUUGGCUGGACUGGUCCUGCAGAUCAUGCCUCAUGUUGUGUUUGCAUCAAAUAAUAAAUGCAGCACACAACUGCCCAGGUGGUGUCUGACAGGGCAAGCAGUGACACACCCUGGGUUGUCUGCUGCUCCUGAUAAAGCCAGCAAUCAGAUUUCUUCAUCUGAUCUAUCACAAAACAUCCUUAUCUGAGCAGCUAAUAAACAGAUAGGUAGAAUUGCAACUUCUUUUGGCUCUUUGAGCUCAGGUGCUGCUGUGACUUUUAUAAUUUUGUUCAUAUUUCUUUGAAAAAAACAAUAGAAUUUCUACAGCUAAUGUAUAAUUCCAGUGGUACUUCACUAGCUAAAUUAAAUAUAAACCUGUUAAUCAACUGAAAUUUUUACCUGCCUGAAACUACUGUCUUAUUUGAAUUUUUUUCAAAAUGUGAAGUAAAACCCUGCAUUGUAUCCUUUGCUGAGGAGCUCCAGCUCUUUUCAAAAGCAUGUACAAUCAAAGUUUGCCACGACUCAUUUGACCUUCCCUAACUUUGACAAAAGUAAAAAUGAGAACCCUUUUGUAUGCACAGAAGAGUUAAAUCCCAUUUUGUCAAAUCUCUACAUAUAAAACUCGGAUGGAAGAACAUGUGCUUCUAAAUCCUUGAGAUGCGUUUUCAAAAGAAAGUAUAGGACCAAAGUAAUGUAGUAGAGCUGUCAGAACAUUCCCCAACACCUUAUUUAUUUCUAUUACCAUGAGCCUGUACUUGAAGAAAAACUGUGAAAUGUAAAAUGUCUACACAGGGGCCUGGUUGUACUUGUCACUCAUGCUGCGUAUAUUGGGUUGAUAGGGUUUUUUUCCUGUAUUUUUAGCAUGGGAACAAGAGCAGAUUGUCCAUUUGAUUAGUGCUGUUUGGUCACCAUCUGUGAAAUUAUUUCAGACAAUGUGUGAUUCUUUGGAAUAUUUACAUAUCUAUUAAAAUAUUUGUUUAAGAUAAAGCAUUUCAUGUGAUUCUUAAGCAAAAAUUAGUUGAUCUAAAAAUUCAGCAGGAGAAAUAUUUUUGUAUGCUGUUUUGGUAUUUAAUGGGAAAAAACAAGUUUAUGGCACUGGCCUUUUUAGCUGCAAUACUCAGGACAGGUAAUUAAUUACUGCUUCUUUCCCAAGCCUUUGGGGCAAUUGUUCAUAGUGUGCCUGAUGUCUCUGAAAGUCUAUUUCCCCUUCACUUUUCUUGGGAUGGUCUUGAAAUUUAUGGUUUUGUGCUAAGGCAUGAAAAGCCAAGACUACUUUUCUCAAAAACGCUGCUGGUAAAAGGAAGAUAUGAGUAACCAGAAAGACCUGGAGACAAAAGGUAGAUUCUGUUUGGUGGCUUGCUGAACUGGCCACAGUUUUUUUUUUUUUUUUUUUUUUUUUUUUUUGUUACUGUGUUGUGAAGGUUUUUAUUUUAGGAGUAAAAGUACUUUUGAAUUUGCAGAGCUUUAUAGUUGAUAGCAAAAAUUACUUGUUCUUGGUACAAAAACCUAUUAUAAUCUAUGUACUACAAUUAGCCAAAACUGUAAUAAAAAUUGCUAAAAAGCUA
Pseudopodoces humilis (Tibetan ground-tit) is the source of this 3817-nucleotide messenger RNA. RefSeq names its product septin 2 (gene SEPTIN2). Gene Ontology annotation, biological process: cell division. The record is from RefSeq and is a predicted model, not a curated record. Gene Ontology annotation, molecular function: GTP binding. Lineage: Eukaryota; Metazoa; Chordata; Aves; Passeriformes; Paridae.